GGGAGCACAGAGCUAGCUAGCCAGCCAGCCAGCAGCCAGCUUGCUCGCCGCGCCCGUCCUUCUUCCUCGCCUCCGUUCCGUUCCGUUCCGUCCCGCCCGCCGCCGCCGCCGCAUUCAGGGAUGGAGAUGAAGAAGAUCGCCUGCGCCGUCCUCGUCGCCGCCUCGGCGGCCACCGUGGCGCUCGCCGCGGAGGCUCCGGCUCCGGGCCCCACCAGCGGCUCCUCCGCCGUCGCGCCCGCCGUCGGCGCCGCCCUCGGGGCCGCCGUCGCCUCCUUCUUCGCCUACUACAUUCAGUGAGCCGGCCGCGGCCGGUCGCCCGGAGGCCGAGGAAGAGACGAAGCGGGAGAGAGAGUGACAUGGCUGCGCGCAUUCCGAUGCGUGGGCAUGUUUUUGAUUCGACACACCUUUUGUCCUCUUUUUCUUUGUUCCCUCUUUCUCCUUAAUUUAACGAAUUGAUGCAUGCCGCUGAUGUUCUUCCCCCUGAGAGAGGGAUUAACACUUGUAUCAUCGC
Messenger RNA from Zea mays, 511 nucleotides. RefSeq lists its product as uncharacterized. The coding region runs from base 121 to 297 and encodes 58 amino acids. NCBI's taxonomy places the organism in Eukaryota, Viridiplantae, Streptophyta, Magnoliopsida, Poales, Poaceae. The record is from RefSeq and is marked validated. The transcript has a single exon.